AUGUUGUCGAACUCAUUGACGGCUCUCAUCAGCACUGUGCUCUAUGCAGUUGUUGCCAUUCUUGUCACUCUAUUCUUCGGCAAGAAUCUUUUAACCGUCUAUUGGGCGAUCAUUCUUUUUGUUCAACUAUUUUUCUUCUGCUUCAUAGCCAGACUCGUAUUCACCCCAGCCACCACCAAGACAGCUCUGAACGGUCAAUGUUUGAUGAACUCGGUGAAAGCGGCAAAAGCUGAACAACCGGCACCUUCUGGAGCCAAUUAUUAUCAGAAUUUCAGCAAUCAGCCCACCCCCAGACCUCAACCCACCUACCACUAUGUUGCAGCAAGACCGGCGAGACCAAACCCCCAGCCACAAACGACAAGACUUCCUGGAUAUGGGCAAGGAACGGGAGCAACGUUGGGCGGUCGAACAGCAACGACGACUGCACAGGCUUCUUCCUCUCGAAAUACCCUGGACGCACCAAGAGCCUACAAUCCCUAUGAUUGGCUCGAACACAACACCAUUCCACAGUCAAGACCGUUGAAAGAUUGGGUGAGCGUGUUGGGGGCUCAACGAAAAAUGGCUCACAUCCUCGACACGAUCGAGCAGCAUUCCUUGUGGAGUGACUACCGCUUUUUGAUGAACACAAGCUAUUCGGACAAAGUGCAAAAUCGAUAUCAAGGCAGUGCUUCAGCUCAGCUAGCAUUGGACCGCCUGAACGAAACGCUUGAGCUGAUCUCAAAGUAUGUGCAGUUCAUUUUGCCGACGAAAUUGGCGCAAAUCGGAAGAGUGGCUGGAACCCCACUCAUCAAAGAUCUCGAUUGGCUUCAAACGGGCAUCGAAGUGGAAAUGGCUGGAAGGCAGAUGAUUGUGGAGGGCCUCGAUGAAGAGCUUCUCAUUUAUGGACUCCCAUUCUUCCUCUUGAGAAACAACACGAUUCGAUCGAUUUGGUUCUGGAAAGACACGGCGGGAACACAGUGCGCUUUCAUGUCGCCAGAAGUCGACUUUCCUAGAGAUCAACGAACUCGGGUGGUAGACGUUUGGAAGCGGGCAAGAGCCGAGAGGAAUCCCCGUCCACGAAACGAGCACAGAAAUCUGCAAAGACCGAAUCGACCGGGAACCGCAAUGCCCAGGAACAGGGCUACUUCAGCAAACAACAACGACAACAAUGGAAACCGUCCAUCAAUUCCCACCACUAUGCCGGCCGUUCCCUCGUCCGCCACCACUCAAGGCAUCGAGGAUUUGAGCUGCCCGAUUUGCUAUGAAGACUACAACGCGGAUGACUCAAAACCACUGAACCUCGUCCCAUGUGGACAUUCGGUUUGCUCUACGUGUCGACCAAGAAUCCACCAAUGCCCGACAUGCCGCUCGAGUAUCACUGGCAGCUCGGUGGCUUUCACUGUAUUGGGUGUCCUCGAGGCGCUGUCGAAAGAGAACGCCGAGCUGGCUGCACUUCGAGCACUGAAGGAGACACAAGAACGUGAACUGAAAGAGCUGAAGCAGAGAGAAGAGAAGCUGAAAGCGGAACUCAAAGCGGCCAAGACUGCCCCAAAAGUAGAGACCCCUGUUGUUGAGUCGAAAGAGGGAGGAAGACCAGGAAGGCAAAAUGAGCAACCCAGAGAUCUGAGUAACAACCAGAACAAGAUCUUCAUCGAUCAAUUGCCGAACGAGUUCACGGUAAAGGGCGUGAUCGAGGUGCUUUUUAAUGGAGAAAAGGACUUGAUGAGGCAUGAGAGUGGAAGGCCCGAUGUCUCUCUUCGCCAAGCCGGUGACCAUCAAACGUGUGUCGCGAAUUUCACCUCAAUGGAGGCGGCUGAGAGGGUGAUUUCAAAGUGGAACGGCAUGCUCAUGGACAAUUGCAAGAACCUCUUCGUUCGAAAGUUCAUCAUUGCCAACAACGAACAGCCGCAGAAUCAAAAAAAUAGGAAGAAAAAUGACGGUAAUCAACGACGGAACAAACAAAACAAUCAAAACAAUCAAAACAACCCAUCAACGUCGAGACAAGGACAAAAUGGACAGAAUCUAGCGGCUGGGAAGAAAAAUGGGAACUCGAAUGGAGAUACUACAACAACUGAUGCUGAAAAAAAGCGAUGCCGCCUUCGACUCACCAAAAUCCCACACGGAAUCGACGAGGAUUUCAUCCGAUUGCUCUUCCAUGGGAAAUUAAUUGACGGAGUUUAUUGCGAGAUCGGGAUAGAUAGAGGGAAACUUUUAAUCGAUUUUGUUCCGGCAACGAAGGAAACGUCUUGUGACGGCCGAUGCAUCAUCACCAUGGGUACGCCAGAGGCAGCGAAAAAGAUUCAAACCAAGUUCUGCAACUGGACCAUCCCAGGUUCGAACAACAAGUUGGGAGUCGCCUACUGGCCA
Molecule: messenger RNA, 2346 nt
Organism: Mesorhabditis belari
Lineage: Eukaryota; Metazoa; Nematoda; Chromadorea; Rhabditida; Rhabditidae
Source: the annotation of a GenBank genome assembly